Messenger RNA from Jatropha curcas, 1252 nucleotides. It is a transcript of the gene BZIP9, whose product is annotated as basic leucine zipper 9. Gene Ontology annotation, biological process: regulation of DNA-templated transcription. The record is from RefSeq and is a predicted model, not a curated record. NCBI's taxonomy places the organism in Eukaryota, Viridiplantae, Streptophyta, Magnoliopsida, Malpighiales, Euphorbiaceae. Gene Ontology annotation, molecular function: DNA-binding transcription factor activity.
ACUUUCACUCACUCGCACACGUAGAGACGUACCUUUUUUGUUUUUUUUCUUCUUCUUCAUGGUGUUGUGUUUGUGUAUAUAAGAACCCAAUAUAGCUCAAACGCCUCCCCUUUCUUUCUUCCGCUCAAAUAUAUAAAUAUAGAGAGGGACGAGAAGUGAUGAGAUGAAGCGAAGCGAGUCAGAGCUGGCUCUCCAAGAGGUUAUAAAGAAGACAAGCCAUAGCCAUAUUAUUAAAGGUGGAGACAUGAAGGAAAUCCAUGAUAUCGCUUUUCCUUCCGAGCUAGAGGGCUUUUUCAGUGAUUUUUGUUCUGCAGAUUUCGCUUUCGCCUUCAAAACUCUGGACAAGAUGAAUGGUUUAACAAGUGGUGGAGUUGCAGAAUCCGUUGGGGUGUGGUCUGGCCAUAUGAGCCCAAAGCAGUCCAGGACCUCAUCAACACCCAUUGAUGCCCACUCGUCUGUUUGCGCAUCCGCUAACAAAGCACAAGACAGAGAUAACCAAACAAGAGUGUUGACAAGCAGUGGUUCCUCGGAUGAUGAAGAUGUAGAGAUAGAAGCUGGUCCUUGUGAACAGAGCACUAACCCCACUGAUGUAAGACGCAUUAGAAGGAUGGUUUCUAACCGGGAAUCAGCUAGACGAUCCAGAAAAAGAAAGCAAGCACAUUUGCAUGAUCUUGAAUUGCAGGUGGACCAACUUUCAGGAGAAAAUGCAUCUCUGUACAAGCAGCUUUCAGAUACCACUCAACAAUAUCGGGAUGCUGAUACAAAUAAUCGAGUGCUUAAAUCAGAUGUAGAAGCUUUGAGGGCCAAGGUGAAAUUGGCUGAAGACAUGGUGACUCGAGGCUCCUUAACCUGUAGUUUGAAUCAACUUAUCCAAAAUCAACAUCAUCUAACUUCACCCCCACCGCUGAACCGCCAUAGUAUUCGAGCAGUAGCAAAUGUGUCGCCAACAGUCACAAUCAAUGGAGAUCAUGAAAACUCUUACGGUGGAAUGGCACUCUCUGGACCUGCGCUUAGUGACGCCAAUCUCAGGAAUAGUGUCAUCAGUGACGCCGUCAGCUGUGUUACCGAGCUCUGGCAUUAAAACCUCUCUUUCUUAUUUCCCUUCAUUAAAUUAGCUAUUUUGUUUGUAGUUUGUACAAUACAUGGUGUUUUAUUUAGCCUGCUACAACUAUUUAUAAAUAAAACAGUAAGCUAUUGAGUAGCUUAUUUGAUGUGUACUUAACACAAACAAAACAAUCUUUUCUUUAAUUAA